Molecule: messenger RNA, 540 nt
Organism: Musa acuminata AAA Group (dessert banana)
Lineage: Eukaryota; Viridiplantae; Streptophyta; Magnoliopsida; Zingiberales; Musaceae
Product: polcalcin Phl p 7-like
Exons: 1
Coding region: 112-360 (82 amino acids)
Molecular function (GO): calcium ion binding
Source: RefSeq, a predicted model, not a curated record
CCUUCUCUCCGUCCACAUAUAUUCCCCUUUCUCUCCUCUCUAAUCUUACUCGAACAACAGCAAGCACCGAGAUAAAUCCAACAGAAGCAAGCAAGGCUGAGACGAAGGAAGAUGGGCGACGUGACACCGGAGAUGGAGAGGGUCUUCAAGCGCUUCGGCGCCGAGGAGGACGACGGGAAGAUCUCCUCGGCGGAGCUGGGAGAGGCCCUGCGCGUCCUCGGCUCCACCGCCCCCGACGAGAUCCGGCGCAUGAUGGCCGAGCUCGACACCGACGGCGACGGAUACAUCGACUUCCAGGAGUUCUCGGCCUUCUGCCGUGCCAACCCUGGUCUCAUGCAGGACGUGGCCGAGGUCUUUUAAGCCCGUGCACGCACGUCGUGCCUUCUUCUUCCUGCUUACUAUUUAAGGCGCCAAUGGCUUCCUGGUUUUAGGUGAUCGUUUGAUAUAGCGAAGAAGAUGUCGUGGUUCAUUUAUUUAGCUAUUCAUUUGUUUUUUGGCCUUUUAUCAUUAAAUAAUCUAAAUAACAUUUUUUUAGCACAA